GAGCAUACCAAUCCACCGAAAAAGCAUCCCAGAAAAAAAAUCAGCGAAAAACAACUGGACACGAGCUCGAUCGAUGGUCAAAAGGGAGUGAGUGGCUCAAGCACAAUCACCAUCAUCCUGAGAGCCACACACCUGCAUGAACUACUUCAUUUCAGGGCCGUAGCUAAAGACUAAAGAGGGAGCUAGAGAUCGCCCGCAUCGUCGGCGUCGGCCAUGUCGUCGGAGUCGGAGGCGACGCUGGAGGAGACGCCGACAUGGAUCGUGGCGUCCGUGUGCUCCGCCAUCGUCCUCAUCUCCCUCGUCUUUGAGCGCGGGCUCCAUCACCUCGGCAAGGCACUGGAGCGCCGGAGGGUGACCCUGUACGAGACGUUGCUGAAGCUCAAAGAAGAGCUGAUGCUGCUGGGGUUCGUGUCGCUGCUGCUCGUCGUCUUCCAGGACUUGAUACAGAAGAUCUGCAUCGACGAGAGCCUCAUGGAGCACUGGCUGCCGUGCCGAGGUGGGAACAACGACAAGCAUGCCUCGGCGGCGGCGGCACACUACGGGGCCGCCUCCACUUUCGCUGCCAGCGGCAGGAGGAUGCUCAAAGGAGGGGCAGCUUUUGGCCACUGUUCAAGCAAGGGAAAAGUCCCCUUGCUCUCGCGUCACGCCUUAGAACAGCUACACAUCUUCAUCUUCGUUCUGGCCAUCACGCAUGUCGUUCUCAGCGCCUUGACUGUGCUCCUGGGACUUCUACAGAUGAGGAAAUGGAUGCACUGGGAGAACAACAUCCAGCAAGAGGGCAGCUCUGCUCCCAAGAUGAUCAAGCGGGUGCAGAAAAUCAAGUUUAUCCAGGAUCGGUGUAAGGGGCAUGAGAGAUUGACCUGGGUCAUAAUAUGGAUGCGAUCGUUCUUCAAACAGUUCUACGGAUCAGUGUCCAACGAUGACUAUGUCACAAUGAGGCUUGGUUUCGUCAUGGAGCACUUUAGGGGGCACCCAAAGUUCAACUUUUAUGACUACAUGAUCAAAGCUCUCGAUAAAGAUUUCAAGAGAGUAGUUGGUAUAAAAUGGUAUUACUGGAUAUUUGUCAUGAUCUUUUUGCUAGUCAACAUCACCGGGUGGCACUCCUAUUUCUGGAUCUCGUUGGUCCCGUUGUCUCUGCUGCUUCUGAUCGGGGCAAAGCUGGAGCACAUCAUAAACAAGCUGGCCUACGAGGUGGCCUCGAAGCACGCCGCUGGCCGAGGGGAAGGGGGCGCCGUCGUGCGCCCUUCAGACAAGCUGUUCUGGUUCCACAGCCCCCGGCUCGUGCUCGUCCUCAUCCACUUCAUCCUGUUCCAGAACGCGUUCGAGUUCGCGUAUUUCAUCUGGACACUAGCGACCUUCGGUAUCAACUCCUGCAUCAUGGACAAACUAGGGUACAGCGUAUCGAGGAUCGUCGUAUGCGUCAUCGUCCAGGUGCUCUGCAGCUACAGCACGCUCCCCCUCUACGCCAUCGUGUCCCAUAUGGGGAGUUCGUUCAAGAGCGCGGUGUUCGCCGACGACGUCGCUGACCAUCUCAGAGGCUGGGCCGACAACGCGCGGGAGCGCAUGAGAAGAUCUGCCCUGGGUACGGCGGCAGCGGAACGGAAUUGGGAAGAGAAGAGCCGCCCAGCUCAACUUCGGAGCAUCUCCUUCUGAGGAAAGAUGCUGCGCGCAUAUACUAUGCGUGAGGGAGGGUUGAAAUACAAGUGAAAUAUCACAUUUUCCUAUCAGCUCAUACUUUUUUAGUUCAAUUAGUUGGUGCAUGUAGCUCAAUGAAAUUAUCUUCCCAGUAGAUAGUUUCUUCAAAAUAAAUUUCCAACCAAUCCUCUCUCUUCUAUCUCCUUUCCUCUCCCAAUCUUCCUAUCCCUUUUCCCUCUUCCUUGUUUUCAUGUAGAGUUGGUUUUUUAAGGAAAAUAGUUUUCUUUUCUUCGUAACUCUAUUGCCACAUCAUCAUUUUUUUUAUAUGAUGCUCUAAUUAAUGUUAUAGAAACUAUCAUUCUAUUGGACUAGUCAACCGACAAUGUAGUGGGUAUGAAGGGCCACCAAUCGGUGGAACCGACUCGGUCGGAGGGCAAUAAUGAUAUGGAUGAAUUUUGGGACACAUGUCGAUGAUUUGGGCUAGCAGAUGCUUGUUCAUUUGGAACCCUACAUCUGGCGAAGAUCAAUCAUGAUAGAACAAAGAACCUUAGGUUCAUUGGGAUACGAUCUUGUACUAUUUAGCCAGUAUGGAAAAUUUAUGCUACAAGUGUUUGUUGGCUAGAGUUUUUGAUGAUU
Setaria italica (foxtail millet) is the source of this 2271-nucleotide messenger RNA. RefSeq names its product MLO-like protein 1. Gene Ontology annotation, biological process: defense response. Bases 214 to 1653 code for a protein of 479 amino acids. The record is from RefSeq and is a predicted model, not a curated record. The transcript is spliced from 14 exons. Gene Ontology annotation, cellular component: membrane. Lineage: Eukaryota; Viridiplantae; Streptophyta; Magnoliopsida; Poales; Poaceae.